Molecule: messenger RNA, 1271 nt
Organism: Oldenlandia corymbosa var. corymbosa
Lineage: Eukaryota; Viridiplantae; Streptophyta; Magnoliopsida; Gentianales; Rubiaceae
Source: the annotation of a GenBank genome assembly
AAUAAUCUAACCAUGUGGGCUUGUGCUGGACAACCAGUGGCCAUCUUUUCUUAUAAGGUGGUUAUGGAUCAUGACCACUGAUUUUUUCUAUAUCAAUAAUUUUCCUUAGAAUUUUUUUUUAUUUUUAUAAAAAAAAUAGAAAAAUUUGGAAGUUCCCUAUAUAAAGAGCUUGUUUUUGCUCCAAAAGCCAUUACCUUCCACCAUGUGUUCUCUUCUUUCAACUUUGGAAAUUAUUGUUGUAUAAUUUGAUUUCUUAUACAAUUAUAUUCAAAGUAUGGAAUGCAUCAACAGCCAAAAUGAGUUUGGCAAUAACUUUGAGCUCUCCCAAAUAGAUGGAGCCCUCCUAAUGUCAUUUCUUGAGGAUUCACAAGUUGAAGAAGAGGAUGAUCACUUCCUUGAUAAUGAGAAAUUAUCAAGUGUUAUGAGAUCCCUCGAAGCUGAGAUUAAUCAAUAUAUGGUGGACAAAAACUCAACCACCAAUUGGAUGAAUAAUGAUCAUCCAUUGGAUCAUCAUCAUGGAGAGGUGGAGGGCUACGAUGCUGAGAUUUCAGAAUCACGAUAUAAUGAUCAUCAUGAGUUGGAUUGCAAUUGGAUGAACAUGGAGAUGGAAGUUAAUAGUGAUUGGUGCAUGGAUCAAUGUGUAGAUGAGAUGGAUAGUACUAGAAAUUCAACAUUAAGAUUUGGGAAUGAUGAUCAAUUAGAUCAUUAUUAUUUUGAACACUUCAAUAGUAGUGUUUCAUUUGAGGAUCAUGAACUCGUUCCUCAUGAUAGUCUCUGGCAAAUUAAUUGAUUAAGAUAUGACUGCAUUUCAGUGUACAGUAAUUAGUUCCAUGAUUGUAGAGAAAAGUCAGAUCAUCCAUGAAUUAUUCAUCAGUCUUGAUCAUUGACGUUCAAACUGUAUGAUUAACCCAUUCGUAUACGUACAUUUGAUCGUAUUUUGGUCUCUUUAUUACUCCAAUAUUAAUAUGGUUGUACUUGACUAUUCAUUGAUAUUAUCUAUUUGGUCGUUUUUGUUAGAACUGAAAAUAAGGUAGGCAGGCAGAGAAAGUUCUAAAAACAAUUCAACCAUAAAAAAAUGACUUUAAGUUUUAACUAUUACAUAAAAACCUAUUUACAUCAAUUUAAAUACUUUGAAAGUUCAUUUAAUUUUUAUUUUCCGGUUAGCCUGAUUAAUAUAAUAAUACUAAAGUGACCAAUGACCAAAAAUACUUAAAGAUACAAAGAAAUUAUAUUAUUAAAUUUAAAAUUUUGACUAAUACAAAAUAUGGGAG